AUGAAGCUCAUCGUGGGUAUCGGAGGCGUGACCAACGGUGGAAAGACCACCCUGACCAACAGCCUCCACAAGGCGCUGCCCAACUGCUGCGUGAUCCACCAGGAUGACUUCUUCAAGCCCCAGGACCAAAUAGCAGUCGGGGAGGACGGCUUCAAACAGUGGGACGUGCUGGAGUCCCUGGACAUGGAGGCCAUGCUCAGCACGGUGCGCGCCUGGACGGAGGAUCCGCGCAAGUUCGCGCGCGCCCACGGCGUCCGCCUGCGCCCCGGGGCCGCGGACAGCCACGUGCUCCUCCUGGAGGGCUUCCUGCUCUACAGCUACAAGCCCCUGCUGGACUUGUACAAUCAACGCUAUUUCUUGACGGUCCCAUAUGAGGAGUGCAAGCGGAGGAGAAGCAGCCGCAGGUACACGGUCCCUGACCCCCCCGGCCUCUUCGACGGUCACGUGUGGCCCAUGUACCAGAAGUACAAGCGGGAGAUGGAGCGGGACGGAGUGGACGUGGUCUAUCUAGAUGGCACGAAGUCCCGUGAGGAGCUCUUCCAUCAAGUCCUAGAGGGUGUUCAGAACAGACUGCUCAACGCGCGCUAG
Molecule: messenger RNA, 588 nt
Organism: Psammomys obesus (fat sand rat)
Lineage: Eukaryota; Metazoa; Chordata; Mammalia; Rodentia; Muridae
Gene: Nmrk2
Product: nicotinamide riboside kinase 2
Exons: 7
Coding region: 1-588 (195 amino acids)
Cellular component (GO): cytoplasm
Source: RefSeq, a predicted model, not a curated record